This is a messenger RNA of Xenia sp. Carnegie-2017, 1608 nucleotides long. RefSeq names its product ceramide phosphoethanolamine synthase-like. Bases 296 to 1303 code for a protein of 335 amino acids. The record is from RefSeq and is a predicted model, not a curated record. The transcript is spliced from 4 exons. Lineage: Eukaryota; Metazoa; Cnidaria; Anthozoa; Malacalcyonacea; Xeniidae.
AUGUCAUGAUGUGGUGUGACAUUUGACUUUUUUGGACUCAAAUUUCUUUAGCGAUAAAACAUGUUGUCGUUUGUUUUAAUGAAAUUCUGUCCGAUGGCAUCAGCAAAACCAAUAUAUUGAGUAAAUUAAGGGGCACAAGCUGAAGUUUUAAAAUGGAAGACUUAGUAUUGAGUUAACAAAGAACACUGGUGAGAAAUGGCCAUCUUGCCUUACUGAGCUAGUCUGUAGAGGUUUAAUUUUGUAUAAAAAAUAAAGAAACUGAAAUACUGCAGACGGUUAAUUGCGUUAAUUGAAAAUGGGCUGCGAGGAUAAUGCCAUAUUUUAUUUCGUUUUUGCGUCGGUGACGUUUUUCGUGUUUAUGGAUAUGAGUUUCUUUGGAGAGAUGCAAGAACAAGGUCUAGCAGCGAACUCAUCAGCUGUCAAAACAUCGAAAUCAAGGUUCCCUAUUAAAUCGGUAAAGUUACGAAUGCAGGACCAUAUUAGUCAUUACGUUUGGCUGCCUUUAUCUGAGAGCGUUGAUACUAAAUACGAAAUCUCCAAGUAUUCUUGGGUGAGUCCGAAUUUAAUAAGCGGCCUUCAUUUGAUCGUCGCCAUAAUCGCUGCACGCCUGAUUUACGAAGAUAACAUAUGGGUCCGUCGAAUCGGUUGUAUAGUGUUUGAGUUUCGCUGUUUUCUGGAUAUUUUCGAUGGCGUAGUUUACAGAGCACAAUCUAACAUGAAAACUUCUUUUGUAAACGGCUGGGGGACGUAUGGCUAUUUUAUCGACGCAGCAGCAGAUUUCAUAGGCUGUAUUCUUGUUUUAUGCGCGUGUAUUUUGUAUUUCAUGAAACAUCCACCAGUUAAAUACCGGGAAUUUUCUAACGAAGACUACGAGACGGCACUAAUGAUCGACUAUCGUGGCAAUUUGAAUAGUCAGUUCAAGGAGAAACUGGUCGUAUUUUACGAAAACAAGAAGAAAGUCCUUAUCAUGAUGAUCGCUUUUGGCGUUCAAGUGUCUGCGCGAUCGUUUUUCUGGGAUCAUUUCCUAUACGAAUAUCAUACGUUACUGGAAGUGAAGUCAGACGCUAUUUCACCGACAUUGCAAGCCGAAGCCUUGAGCUUCCACAGUACUUGGGCUGCUCUCUGGCUCUGGAAAAUAUGUGCUGCAGACAUAUUCCUGGAGUUGACAAUUGUAUCGAUAUUCUUCAACAAACUAUGGAAAUGGGUUGUACUUGUGAAUUAUGCCGGGCCACCUGCUUUAGCGAUCGUCGUCGUUCUGUCGCAAUUACAUGUGAUAAUGGUACGACAGUAUCUUGGUGUUUGAUGUAACUGAAACGUCUUUUCAACACUUACCUUGAAAUAUAAAACAGAGAUUUGAUGAUGCUGUUCUUCCUUGAACUAUUUUAAACUAAUUUUUCCUGUAACAUUUUAUUAUUAUUAAUUAAAGUUUACCUCAUCAGGCGUCGUUAAAGGUGGGUCGCACACAGAACGUUUCUUUGUGUAAGGUCACGUGACCAUAGCCACGUAGCGACGUCAUGGAAAGGAGGCUCUCUUGUUUUUACUAGAAAGCAUAUUAAAGUAGUAUUUUGUAUCUCAAAUUAAAAUUUAAUUAUAUAGCUAUGACCAUGA